Messenger RNA from Stylophora pistillata, 3342 nucleotides. RefSeq names its product Na(+)/citrate cotransporter. Gene Ontology annotation, cellular component: plasma membrane. The record is from RefSeq and is a predicted model, not a curated record. NCBI's taxonomy places the organism in Eukaryota, Metazoa, Cnidaria, Anthozoa, Scleractinia, Pocilloporidae. Gene Ontology annotation, biological process: transmembrane transport. Gene Ontology annotation, molecular function: transmembrane transporter activity.
CUCACAUUCGGUGUAAAUGUGUUCAGAUUUCUAGGUUUUUCAGUCGCUCUAAGUUGACUUGGCGGCAAGAGAGAUCGUAAAACAAAGAACUCUGUAUCGGUAGAUUUUAAGCUACUACAAGUGCGAAUCAAGAAAAAAGCACUAUGGAAAUUGGGGAAACAAAUGUGGUUUGCCUCUCAUCUGUGGUCGUAAGUGAAAAUGCUACGGAAGAUUUGGGCAACAGGCACCAGAAACCGGCCAGUAUCGCAGAGGCAGAUUCCUCUGAUCCUGUUGAUUCCUCUGUCGCGAGGUGCUUUCUGAAAUGGCGCAAGUACGUCGUUCUCAUGCUUACACCAAUAGUGUUGGCACCUUUGCCCAUAGCAAUUCCAACAUUGGAAGCCCGUUGUGCCUACUGUAUCCUGAUCAUGGCAGUGUACUGGGUAACAGAAGCUGUGGAGUUGGCCGUCACAGCUCUUCUCCCAUUGGUUCUUUUCCCAUUAUUUGGGGUCCUGGGCUCUAAACAAGUCUCCACUCCUUACUUCAAGGACACUAAUGUUUUGUUUUUUGGCGGCCUGAUCGUAGCCGUGGCUGUUGAACAAUGGAACUUGCACAAGCGGAUCGCUCUUCGAGUUCUCUUGCUGGUCGGAGCUCAACCACGACGUUUGAUGCUGGGAUUCAUGUUGACGACAGCGUUUCUGUCCAUGUGGAUCAGCAACACAGCUACUACUGCCAUGAUGGUGCCGAUUGUGGAGGCAGUGCUAGGACAAAUAAAGAACGAGAGCAUCAAAAACCAGCUGGAUAGGAAAGGAACUGAUAACAGCCAAGCAAACGAGCCUAGCGACGAUACCCUACAGCAUGUUUCUUUUCAACUCGGUGACAUGAGUGUGGACAAUGCCAACGAGAUUGAUGAAAAGAAAGACGUCACGUUCCAGGAAGGUGGUGAUAUCGCGAAAGGAAAAGACCCCAUCGACGGAGGAAUCAACUACAAAAAGGAUGAAAGAAUGUCCUCUGUAGCUUUACUGCGAGGGGAUGAAGAUAAUAAAGCAGCCGAAGACCAGUAUUACAACAGACUCUGCAAGGCCAUGAUGUUAGCUGUGGCUUACGCUGCAAACAUUGGCGGAACAGCAACCCUGACGGGAACUGCGCCCAAUCUGGUGUUCAGUGGACAGGUCAAUAGCCUGUAUCCUGACAGUCCAGGAUUCAGCUUUGCCUCUUGGUUUGGUUACGCUUUUCCUCAAAUGUUGAUUCUUCUGUUUGUGGCCUGGAUCUGGAUUCAGAUUAUGCUUCUCAAAUUUAACAUCCGUGAAUGUUGUCACGUGUGCUUCUGCUGCUGUUUCCGUAAGUCAGAAAGAUCACAAGGGAGGAGCAGUGAAUCUGCUAAGGCCAUCAAGCAGGUUUUGGCGAAACAAUACAGAUCACUUGGGCCAAUGUCGUUUGCCGAGAAAGCUGUGCUUGGUCACUUCAUCUUCUUAGGUUUACUGUGGCUGUUUCGUGAUCCAAAAUUUAUGAAAGGAUGGGCCAUUAUAUUCAAGAAAGAUUACGUCCGUGACGCCACUGCAGCCAUUUUUAUCUCUUUCUCUUUGUUCGUGUUUCCCUCUCAGAGGCCAGUGUUUUUUGCUUCUGACCGAUCAGUCGACAAGCCGCCACCCGGCCUCCUAAAUUUCAGGGAAAUGUCGAGGAAGUUUCCCUGGAAUGUCGUCAUCUUGCUUGGCAGCGGGUUCGCCUUGGCAGACGCUUGUAAGGUGUCUGGUCUGUCCAAGUGGGUUGGUUCCCAGCUGGCCCAUCUCGACACCAUCCCAGACUAUGGAAUCGUUAUUAUCGUGUGUGUCAUGAUCACCACAUUCACAGAAGUUACCUCCAACACUGCAACAGCGACCAUCUUUCUUCCUAUAUUGGCCUCGUUGGGAGAAGAAAUUGGUGUUCAUCCGUGGUACCUCAUGCUUCCUGCUGCCAUAUCGUGCUCGUUCGCUUUCAUGUUGCCUGUUGCCACACCUCCAAAUGCCAUUGUAUUUUCAGGCGGACAUCUUAAAGUAAAGGAUAUGGCAAAAGUUGGAUUUGGUAUGAACAUCCUCGCUGUCACAGUACUGGUAAUUUGCAUUCAUGUCUACGGAGUUCCAAUGUUUGAUCUGAGCACUUUUCCAAGCUGGGCUGGUCAUAAAGGUGCAGCGAGUACCACUGGAACACCGACCGUUGGUUACAACUUGACUGCUUUGUGCCAAAACUUCACUUCUUUCUAAGAUAACGGCUCGCUGGUAAUUUGUAAAAACUAUACAAGAAUAAAUGAACAGGAGAUUUGCCCUUAAACACUCAUUCUCGUUCCCAGAAUCUUCGUUUGUUUUGGUCACAUACGAAAACGAGUCGCUCCGGGUACGAGAAGGGUAAACACUGGUAAUUAAUUUCCUUAUUAUGGGGGUCUUUCCGUGAAUUAUUUUUGUUCUUUUUAUCAUAAUUUUAUUUAAAAUAAUUGACUCAACAGAAGAGGCUCUGAGUUAAGUCCCCCAGCUUCCAGAAUUGCUUGUUGGUUUGUUGUUUAAGCCAUCUUCAAUUUAGCCGAACCUUUUAUCUGAACAUUUAUUUUUGUGAACACUGUCAAGAGGGUCGAAAGCUAAUACUGACUUCUCAAACUUUCCAAGAAUGAUAAAUAUGUAGUUAUAAAUUAAAUCAGUCCUAUGCCUAUAAAUUUGACCUCAACUACCAAAAAAGCAUGGCUUAAGCAAAGAAGCCCUAUUGUUAUCUUUUCCGUUAUAUUUUGUAUUAAAAUUUUCAUUUUUUUUAUCAAUUGAAUGAUAAUGUUCGAUCAUUUACCAAACCCUAGGAAGGCCCCCCUUAUAAACCAUGGGGUGAUGCAGACGAUUAAACAUCUAUGUUUCUUUCAUUUUUAUAAAUAAUUUUUAAGUGUUCUACACCUUUUUCAACGGAAGGAUGUAUAAUUUUCUUGUUUUUUGUGAUAUUUUGGCGCUAUCGGUAUCACAGCUGUUCUUGGAUCUGGAUAUAUUAAGUCGUUUCCGCACGUGCGACAAAUGACUAAUAACCUUUUACUCAUCGAUUUUAAUCUAAUGGUCCCAAUACCUUGAUUGUUUAUAGAAAUGUCAACUAAAAUGACUGAAGUAUUUCCAAAGAGGUUAUGCUUUCACCUUUGGUCUAAAUUGCUCUUAGAUAAUUAUUUUUGAAACAUGUACGCAAGUGAACAAUCAGUCUUGAAAUGUAAAUAAAUGAUUUUUUCAAAAUGGAAAAGCCUUUGCAGGACAACGCUGCAGUCGCUUCUGUUAAAUGUAAUGCAUGAUUUGCAACGUAUAUCUUUAGAGCACUAUAUACAUACGUUUUAUGCGGUAGAUGUGAUAGUAAAGUAUUGUUUAAACCUCA